ACUGGGAUUAGGCUCACCGGAACCCCGCCCUCCCGGCUUCUGCUUCCGGGUCGGUGCCAUGGCGGUGGCAAAUUCAAGCCCAGUCAACCCCGUGGUGUUCUUUGAUGUCAGCAUUGGCGGCCAGGAGGUUGGUCGCAUGAAGAUCGAGCUCUUUGCAGACGUCGUGCCCAAGACGGCCGAGAACUUUAGGCAGUUCUGCACUGGAGAAUUCAGAAAAGAUGGGGUUCCAAUAGGAUACAAAGGGAGCACCUUCCACAGAGUCAUAAAGGAUUUCAUGAUUCAGGGUGGAGAUUUUGUUAACGGAGAUGGUACCGGAGUUGCCAGUAUUUACCGGGGGCCAUUUGCAGAUGAAAAUUUUAAACUCAGACACUCAGCUCCAGGCCUUCUUUCCAUGGCAAACAGUGGUCCCAGUACAAAUGGCUGCCAGUUCUUCAUCACCUGUUCCAAGUGUGAUUGGCUAGAUGGGAAACAUGUAGUGUUUGGAAAAAUCAUCGAUGGACUUCUGGUUAUGAGAAAGAUUGAGAAUGUUCCUACGGGCCCCAACAAUAAGCCUAAGCUGCCUGUGGUGAUCUCACAGUGUGGAGAGAUGUAGUCCAGAGCAAGACUGAAACAGAGAGAGUCCAUUUUGUUCCUGAGAGUCUCAAAAGGGGAUCAGACCCUCCAGAAAGAACCAGGCCGGUACGAGGCACUGGAGGAUUUUGAGCAGAAUACUGGGAUUGAAUUUUCUUAUUCAGAAGGUGAUUCUGGCAGCACUGUGGAUGAUGAGCCGGAGGCCAGUGAGGAAAGCAUGUCCGCUGUAGCAGUCCA
Messenger RNA from Talpa occidentalis (Iberian mole), 807 nucleotides. RefSeq names its product peptidylprolyl isomerase H (gene PPIH). Lineage: Eukaryota; Metazoa; Chordata; Mammalia; Eulipotyphla; Talpidae. Gene Ontology annotation, cellular component: intracellular membrane-bounded organelle. The transcript has 10 exons. The coding region runs from base 59 to 592 and encodes 177 amino acids. The record is from RefSeq and is a predicted model, not a curated record. Gene Ontology annotation, molecular function: peptidyl-prolyl cis-trans isomerase activity. Gene Ontology annotation, biological process: protein folding; protein peptidyl-prolyl isomerization.